AUGUUCACGAGAAAAAAUGUUUACAUUCAUCCCAAUCGAAACCAACCACGACAACCGUAUCUUCGGAUCCCAUUCAACAACGGUGAAAACUAUCAUCGUUAUCCAACAACUAGCAUAUAUUGUCACCCGCAUGCUUACUUUAAUCAUGCUCCAACACGUCGACAUGAAUCUUAUUAUGAUGCAAAUAAUCUAGAAAAUAUAGUUUCGGAAUUAAAGCAUCUAGAACGAAAAAGAGCUGAAGAAAAGGCGCUCUAUGAGAAAGCCAAUGUAUUUAUGCUGAACGUGAAAAAGAGAUACGCCAACGAGCAUAUCGAUAGUGGGUUUCUUAAUCAACAAGAAGCCUUAAAGCAUAUUUUUGAGUUGAGAGCAGCUGCUGCAACACUAAAUAAGAAUCAAAAUAUUUAA
Messenger RNA from Ambispora leptoticha, 405 nucleotides. NCBI's taxonomy places the organism in Eukaryota, Fungi, Glomeromycota, Glomeromycetes, Archaeosporales, Ambisporaceae. The record is from the annotation of a GenBank genome assembly.